Molecule: messenger RNA, 1507 nt
Organism: Symsagittifera roscoffensis
Lineage: Eukaryota; Metazoa; Xenacoelomorpha; Acoela; Convolutidae
Product: transmembrane emp24 domain-containing protein eca-like
Exons: 3
Coding region: 19-711 (230 amino acids)
Biological process (GO): intracellular protein transport; endoplasmic reticulum to Golgi vesicle-mediated transport; Golgi organization
Cellular component (GO): endoplasmic reticulum; endoplasmic reticulum-Golgi intermediate compartment; Golgi apparatus
Source: RefSeq, a predicted model, not a curated record
GAUUUUGAGUGCGGUGUAAUGAAGAUGGUCCUCGCUUGUUCGUCCCUUAGUAGAGUUAGUUCAAUGAUUACUUUCGCAGUUGUCGUUGUGGUGGUGUUUGUGCCUGCAGUGACUCAUGCUCUCUACUUCCACAUAUCGGAGACGGAGAGAAAGUGUUUCAUCGAAGAAGUGCCUGACGAAACUCUGGUCAAAGGUAAUUACAAGACAAUGAUCCAGAAUACCCAGACAAACGAGUUCCUACCGCCCAGUCAGGGCAUCGGGAUGCACGUGGACGUCCGAGAUCCCAACGACAAGAUGGUUUUGAGUCGGACGUACUCGGCCCAGGGCCAGUUCACAUUCAUAUCGCACAUACCUGGCGAACACGUGAUCUGUCUGUACUCGAACACGAGCAAGUGGUUCGGAGGGGCCAAACUGAGAGUGUACCUGGACAUUCAGGUGGGGGAGCAUGCGAAUAACUACCAGGAGAUAGCCUCGAAGGAUAAACUGUCUGAGUUGCAACUGCGGAUGCGACAGUUGAAUGACCAGGUGCAGCAGAUACAGAAGGAACAAAAUUACCAGAGGCAACGCGAGAAGAGAUUCCGAGACACUAGCGAGUCCACUAGUCAGCGAGUGAUUGUGUGGGCCAUGUUCCAACUGGUCAUCCUGGUCGCGCUCGGAUUCUGGCAAGUGCAGCACCUCAAGAAGUUCUUUAUCGCCAAGAAGCUCGUCUGAUUGAAGUGAACCAAAGACCAUCUUACCAACAUCACUACUAGGCGUUCUCGGCAGUCUAAUUUAAACAAAAAUGCAGAAACUGUGUUCUUAUGGAUAGUGUAUAUCAUUUUCGGACAAAAGUCGGAAUUACAAAGAGGUCUUGUGUAUAUGUAACACAAAAAAAAACAACUGGCGUGCAUUAAAAGAAAGAGCCUAUAGAAUGAAUCAAAACUACGAAUGAAAGAAUGGACUAGUAAAAAACUCUUAGCGUUAGACUGCAUAAUUGAAGUACUUUUUUUGGAAAUCGCGCAGUAAUUCUCAAUUGAAUGACCGUUUUUAAAACAAUUCGAGUUGUGAAUUUAUCGUUGUAAUCAUCCAUAGCUUGAAAACAUAUUGCUUGAAACAAUAUUGUACUUUUUUUUCAGUUAUUUUGAAAAUAUGAGCUUUUGAGUCGAGCAUAUGGCAAUUACAACCAAUUUGGUGUAAUCAUAACCGCUUUAUUUGGUUGAAUGAUGAAAUUGAUGUAAAUUACGUGUUUUGACUUUACAUAAGGCGAUGGGUUGAGUUAAUAAUAUUUUUAUGUCCUGGUUUUUUGUUUCAUUUUACUCCAUUUGACGCAAUCAAUUUUUGGAGUCAAACAAAAAGAGCAUUUCAAUUGGUAUCAAUAAAUUGAUUUGAAUAAUUUCGUCUCUUGUCUUUGCAGGCGCUCCCUGUUAUUAUAUCAUUUUUGUCUUUUGAGAAGUUGUUCCUAUGGAGUAUUUCAUUUAUUUGUAAAUUCAGCUUAUAUAAAUUUAAAUUCAUUAUGCGGUUUUUCAAA